Trypanosoma rangeli is the source of this 2076-nucleotide messenger RNA. RefSeq names its product putative small G-protein. Lineage: Eukaryota; Euglenozoa; Kinetoplastea; Trypanosomatida; Trypanosomatidae. Gene Ontology annotation, molecular function: GTP binding. The transcript has a single exon. Bases 1 to 2076 code for a protein of 691 amino acids. Gene Ontology annotation, cellular component: cytosol; nucleus. The record is from RefSeq and is a predicted model, not a curated record.
AUGGCUGUGUGGGCCGCACGAGAUUCUGUCGUCUGUUUGAACACCCAGGUCUCUCAGGGGGCAGACAUCGUUCCAAGAUUGCGCGUACUUAUUGACACGCGUUCCUUUACAAGUUUUUCUUUUUGCCAAUGCCUACCGCACAAGGAAAUCAAGAGAAGGGACUUUGUCACGUUUGACCAUCGCAUGUCCUUCCUAAAGAAGGUGCGGGGAUUAUUUCAAAGGGAUAAUAACCCAUCUUCAGCACAGAGCACAGGAAACGGCUCCGUCUUUGCAAGGGUAAAAGGAGAGUCUACUGGUGGUGGCCCGAACAUUUGGCCUGUACACCCCGAUGUUCAGCGUGAGAUACAGAGGGGCUCGCAUUUGAAUAUGAAGGCCGUUGUACGUGGGAUGCGUCGCACGGGAAAGUCAACUAUUGUCUCACGUCUUUGUGGCUACGCUCCGCAUAGCGGUUACACACCCUCUCCAGAAAUUAGUGCUGGUACGAUUUUUUACCGUAGCUGUGCUGGAAGGGGAGGAAUUGACAGUGGCGGCGGCUCUGAUAGUACUGGCUGUGGUGGUGCGAAGGUGGAGUUGUGGGACGUGGUUGAUGAGGGGUUCAAUGCCUCUCAACCAGCGUCCACAACACCGCACCCAACUUUGGCGGACGCACGCUCCAUUGAUGUUUACAGAGGAUGCCAACUAGCAGCUUUUGUUGUUGAUCGAACUCGGAGCGAGACUCUGGAAUAUGCUGUGCGUGAAGCGCGUCAUGCUCCACCAAAUACAUGUGUUAUAUUUAUUCUCAACUUUUACGAUGCGCCCAGAUAUGCGCAUGCUGUUUCGGAGCAUGACGUUGACGCUGCUUGCAAGAGUCUUCGACGGGCCACAACGCCUAUGAUUUUGGCGGCGGCUGCAGGCCGUUUGCCACCGGAGGAUUACUCAAUCGCUGCGACCUGGGUGAGCAUCAGUGCCGCAACCGGUCAUGGCAUGGACUUGCUCCGCAAUGCCUUUGAGAUUCCAUAUGUGCUUCUCAAAGUAUCGACGCUAGAGGCUCACAUUCACGCGUGUUUUCAGUUUGUUGAGGAAUAUCGGGCAUGGAUGCUCAGCGAAAGAGCCAAGUUUCUUCUACAAGAGCAAGUAAACGAAGACGUGCUACAGGAGAGCGAAAAUAAGCCGCACGAAGCGACCUCUUGUUCCUUGCCUAGAAGAGGAGCUGACGCUGCUCUGCCGAGAGGCGGGGGACGAGGUCCUUCUACUUUGAAUAUCAUUGGUGUUAACCGAGUUCAUUGCAAUGUGGAGGAGGAUGAAAAUGUCAUCGCAAAUAACUUUUUUAGCGACGUUGAUAAGGAAGAGGAUGCGGCGGGAUAUGACGCAAGAACAAGUGGUGACAGAAGAAGUAGCAGUAGAUCUGACGGCGGUCACCGAAAGUGCAAGAGGCCCCUCGCCGAGGCACCUAUACCAACGGUCCCACUCUUAUCAUUACCGCUAUCGGAAACAACACCGAAACUUGCGUCCUCAAUCUCUCGUGGCGAUCCUGGGGCCACAACACCUGCUGCUGCUGCAAGCGUUUCUGUUACCGUGAUUGAUGAGGGUGGGCUGCAGAUGUGUGUGCCAGAUGAGGGUUUUCGUAACUUUACUGACGACGUGCUCGACGUUGGAGACAAUCAGUGUUUAGACGGUAAUUUUUUUGGUUCUGACCACUCUGGGGACACUUCUUCCAAUCACUGUCCAGCGGCGGCUACCGACUACAGCAGCGAUGAGGGUGAUGACGUUCUCAAGAAUUCCAACGCAUGUCUGUGUGCGCCAUCAAAAGUGGCGGAAACGUCUAUAGACAACACCCCAAUUGAAUCCUACACGCCUUCCAUUUAUGCCGAUGUCAGUGUCCUGCUCCAGCAGAUGCAGAUUGUGCUGGGGAACUCUAUGGAAGAGGAAGGUGCGCCGCAGUGGCACCAUGACAAGCGAAAAAGUCACUUCCACCACAAGAAGAAGGAUACAGCGCGACGUAAAAGACGCCAUCAUCAUAUAGGCCAGGUUGAGGGAUCAAAAGGAGUGAAAAACGCCCUUAGUGAUGAUGGGACUUUUGAGGUGAUCAGAGAGUGA